This is a messenger RNA of Podarcis lilfordi (Lilford's wall lizard), 5702 nucleotides long. NCBI's taxonomy places the organism in Eukaryota, Metazoa, Chordata, Lepidosauria, Squamata, Lacertidae. The record is from the annotation of a GenBank genome assembly.
CCAGCCAAUGGCAGCGCGUGUUUCUGAAAGAUCUCCAUAUAUGGCGAUGUUCUCGGCCGGCGAGGCGGGGGCCGGCACCCCCUGGGUAUAAAAGGGGCGGGGCUGGCGUUGGGACGGUCUCACUCAGCCGGCGGCAGCGGAUCUGGCAGUAGCAGCUCUUUUCUUCCCGUUCUCUUGAAAGCUCCCGCCUCCUUUCAGGUAGGUUUCAGCAGCCGUUUAUUCUGACGGAGGGGUGCUUCUCUUCCAACCCCCCCACCCUAAACCUUCCUUUAUAUUCCCUCUUCGCGCUUAGGUGAGAGAAAGGUGUAGGUGUUCCUAUAUUUCAUUUCCCUUAGGAGUAAAAAGCGCCUUAGAAUUCCUUCAGUUGGCUGCGGUUAAGGGCUUCUCUCGGUUCCUCUCCACCCCCCUCAAUCCCUCUUUUGUCUGGUCGUGCGUUAAGGCUCGACCAACUCCCGCCCCCCCCCCCCCCGCUUAUCUUGCGUCGGUUCCUUUGCAACGGUCUUGGUUGACGCGCGCGACCUUCUCGUGCCCGUAACGGCUUUUUGAAAGGGGGAGGAGGGGCUGUUGGCUCGGGAAGGGCACCGAGGGCGUGAUUGGUCGGCCUGAAACUUUGACGUAAUGGAGCGGGAAACGAGAACCUUGGUUUCUUGCUGCGCGCGGCGCCCCCUCCCCUCCCCCACUUUUUCCGCAUAGAAAAUUUACUCUGGGCGUGGGGAGGUGGGGGAAGGUGGUUGAAGCUGGAAGGGGAAAGAUGGGAGCGUCUGAAAAGGGCUUUUUCUUUUAACUUCGCCGGGGUUUGUGGCGGGGGGGUGGGGCGUUGGUUGGGGUGGGGGCUGGUUCCUGCAAAAGGCACCCUCACUCCGGCUGUGAAAGGAGGGUGGGUUCUCGAAGAGGGCGGGGUUAGGGCUGCGCAGGACGUCGUGAAGGGUGGAGCCCGGUGCGUCGUGUCUUUGGGGUGGCUCGGUUUGCCUCGGAAUAGAGUGGGCUGCAGGGAUAUGGCUUCCUGUCCGUGACUGCAACACUGGAAUUUGCUUCUGAGUAGAUGCGCAGAGGACUUGAGUGCAUGAGCAAUUUUGUGGCCUGGUUUGGCUCGGCUCCCGUUAAAUGUUCAACGGAGUCUUCAUGGGAAUAGUGUAGUUGGCUAAAAUGAGUUAUUCUAUCUAGAAGUUGGGCUGAUGCCAGUGGUGAAUCCCUGAAGGGUUAAUGUGCAUACACCCUGCUCAAACGCCUUUUCUUCUGUUUCUGACUUGGUAUAUUUCGUUUUGAAAUUAGCUAAGGUGUUAAGCCAAACUUUACAGUGGUUUCAGGGAAGACUAUCCAUAGUAGUACUGCAUUCAGAAAGUGAGCAUAGGUGGGGGGGCAUGAGAGGAAGAAUUCUAGGGCAUUGUACAUAUAUGUAGUUAACUAGAGAAUAUACCCUGUUCAACUCAGCCCUGUUCAGUAUGCCCUGGUCAGCUUUACUUUUGAGUAGAAAUGUGUAAGAUGGUGGUGUUAAUGUUAGGUUGUUAUGGCUAUGGGAUGGGUGUAUAUAUAUGCAUUUAGCUGGUCUACAGAGUAAGGAAAAUGAAGUAAAAAGCUCUGGACCAUGGUUAAAAUAUAGACAAGAGGGUGGGGUUUCUAGUCUGGAUGGUAGGUUGGCAGAGCAGCCUCUAGUGGCCAAAAUCUGUAGUGUUUGAAGGGCGUCCAUUGAUGAUGCCAAAAUGCAGCACUAUAUUUUUCAAUGUUGCUUAAUAAAUGCUUUCUUUUUGUGAAAAGCAGAUCUCCAAAAUGGAAGAAGAAAUUGCAGCGCUUGUCAUUGACAAUGGUUCCGGUAUGUGCAAAGCAGGCUUUGCUGGAGAUGAUGCUCCUCGUGCUGUGUUCCCCUCAAUUGUUGGGCGCCCACGCCACCAGGUAAACAUCAAAGCAGGAGAUCUAUUUGUUUUGUGUUUUAACAUGAGAUGGUUUAUUUUUGUAUUUGCUGAUUGUUUAUUUCUCUUAAUAGGGUGUCAUGGUUGGUAUGGGCCAAAAAGAUAGCUAUGUAGGUGAUGAAGCUCAAAGCAAGAGAGGUAUCUUGACUCUGAAGUACCCUAUUGAACACGGCAUUGUUACCAACUGGGAUGAUAUGGAGAAAAUAUGGCAUCACACUUUCUACAAUGAGCUUCGUGUUGCGCCAGAGGAACACCCUGUUUUGCUUACAGAAGCUCCUUUGAAUCCCAAGGCCAACAGAGAGAAGAUGACACAGGUACAGCAUUGGUGCAGCUUUUACAUCUUGCCACUUUUUCCCAUUUCACCACCCCUUUUCUUUAAGUUACAAUUUCUCUUCUCUCAUUAUUUUCAGGGUUCUGUACUCUCCUGGCAUUUCCUUCCUUGAAGUCUCUCAGGUUUCUGUUGUAUUUCUACCUGAUUUUCUUUUGGUUUUUCUCCCCUACAUCCAAUACCUUGCAUGUCAGCAUGUGUGUGUGUUAACUACUAAAGUGGUCCCUUAUUAAGACAACAUUCUUUUCUCUUUAUUUAGAUCAUGUUUGAGACCUUCAACACUCCUGCCAUGUAUGUGGCUAUCCAGGCUGUGCUGUCCCUGUAUGCCUCUGGUCGUACCACUGGUAUUGUAAUGGACUCUGGAGAUGGUGUCACACACACUGUGCCCAUCUAUGAGGGCUAUGCCCUUCCUCAUGCCAUCCUGCGACUUGAUUUGGCUGGCCGUGACCUCACAGACUACCUCAUGAAGAUUCUGACAGAGAGAGGCUACAGCUUCACCACCACAGCUGAAAGGGAAAUUGUGCGUGACAUAAAGGAGAAGUUAUGCUAUGUUGCCUUGGACUUCGAGCAGGAGAUGGCCACAGCUGCUUCCUCUUCCUCUCUGGAGAAGAGCUAUGAAUUGCCUGAUGGUCAAGUGAUCACCAUUGGAAAUGAGAGGUUCAGGUGUCCAGAGGCCCUCUUCCAACCAUCUUUCCUUGGUAAGCAUUUAGUGGCAAUGGUAACAAGACAAAUUACAUGUACCAUGCUCUAAAUCCUAGGAAGUAAGUCUGUGUAUUAGUUGCAUGUUCAGCAUACUUAAGGAAUUUUUUUUCUUUUAAGGUAUGGAGUCAUGCGGCAUUCAUGAGACCACUUUCAACUCUAUCAUGAAGUGUGAUGUUGAUAUCCGAAAGGACCUGUAUGCCAACACAGUAUUGUCUGGUGGUACCACAAUGUAUCCUGGAAUUGCAGACAGAAUGCAGAAGGAGAUCACAGCAUUGGCGCCCAGCACAAUGAAGAUCAAGGUAAGGGUGGCUUACAUCACAACUUGGUAGUGUAAUAAAGCAGUUGACUCUUAGGAAGAUAGCUGAUCCAUAAAUCUUUUCUUUUUAAAACAGGGCUGAUAGCAAGAAAGUAAAAAGUUAAAUGCAUGUAUAGUCAGAUCUUUUCUAACUUUAACAUGUUUUCUUCCAGAUCAUUGCUCCCCCUGAGCGCAAAUACUCUGUCUGGAUUGGUGGAUCCAUCCUUGCAUCCCUGUCUACUUUCCAGCAGAUGUGGAUCAGCAAGCAGGAGUAUGACGAGUCUGGCCCAUCCAUUGUCCAUCGUAAAUGCUUCUAAAUGGACUAUUGACAGAUGCGCAGCAUUUGCUGCAUGAGUUUUUCACCAGUAUAAAUUUGCCUGAGCAAAUAUAUACACCUCAUGCUAGCCUCAUGAAACUGGAAUAAGCCUUCUCUUCACAACAUUGUCAUUGGGAAGCCUGUCUCCAAUAAUCCUGUGAGGAUGUCUACCUGUUGCUGAUAUGACCCUGUACUCAAGUUAACUGUUCCCUUUGUACAUAGCAGUAUAACUACCCUAUACACAUCUGGCCCAGGACCUAGAACAGGAGGCAUUCAUACAAUACAAAGGUUUAACUUGUGUCUGUAACUAUUUGGGACAGUGGUCUCAGUGUAACCAGCAAUGUUACAAUGGAGUUUUGAGGCUAGAUCUGUACAGGGUAGCAAAAGAUCAGACUUCCACUACACAAAGCGCUAAGAAUUCCAGGUCACUAUUGUUGAGGCUGGCAAGAGUUUGUGAAAAGGAUGGCCAUUUUUGUCUUGCCACUGUUACUAGCGGGGUUGGAAACAUAUCGCAUCCAAGCCUUAUGAACCUGUUUUUUCCUUGCCCACCUGUAUCCCAACAAGACAACCCAGGGCAAAGUUGCUCAACUUCAGUUGCUCCAAUGUUUGCAUUGACACCUGUAAAUUUAAUCAUCAGGUUUAAUUUAUGUAAGAUUUUUGUAUGUUGCCUUAAUGUUGUCAUAUGACAGUAGAAAACCAAAAUUUGUAAGUCAUCCUGAAGUUGAGAAUUGUAAUGCCCAACACAUCAUUGUGAAAGGAAAAUAAAGCGCUGCAGUAAAUGAAAUGGGCUUAAUGUUGUCUAAUGGAAAGUUAUUUAACAUACUUUUGCUUUUGGAAGCCUUUCUAGACAGGGCAGUGAAAAUUAUGACCUAGCUCUGGCUUAAUGUAGUUUCUGUUCAGUCUGAUCAGGUUGACCACAAGCUCUGUAAUAAGUGCUAAACUUAAUAUGCUGCCAAAUAGCUUCCAAACAUUGCUUUAGUGAACAUGACCAGACCUUAGCCAUGUGGGAUAUUAAUACAAAUGUAUGCACUGUAGCAAAUGCUAAACAAAUGGCAUUAUUUUAACUCUGAUUUCAGAGUUUUCUUAAUUCAGUGUUAUUGAAAUGAUUUAAUUGGGCAGACCAGGUUAUUGUGCAGGUAGAUCACAACUUGCUGUUGUGAUAGCUUGCCUAAGUGUGCAAAAGAUACUGAUUUUAGGACAGGAUUACGAGGUAGAAUCACUUGGAAGCAAUGAAAAAAUUACAUCCAAGCUGCAUUUUUGGGGUUAUUCAAGAAUGUACUUCACCUCGUUUUGUAGCUAUGGGUUAGCUUGGUUUACAUUUUUCUAAAUUUAAACUGACAGUUAAAAUAUGUUUAUGCAGCACUUCAGAAGUGUUUGAGUAGGACUGGGAUGUCUAGGAUAACCUGUUGGAGUAGCAUACUGUUGGUAGCAUUAAAGGUUUUCAAAACAUAAUUUCAGCUUUGCAAAAGGCUAUGUGAAAUACCACAAUGAUGACUUUGUAAAUCUUCCCUCACUACCAUCAAAUCACAUUUUCCACCAAGGGGGAGGCAAAUGAAGUGUCCCAUUUUCUUUUGUGUAUCUUUGUGUCUUACAAGAUUUCACUAGGAAUCUGUCCCUUUUAAUAAAUAGUCAUAAGAACAAGCAUACCUAUACAUGUGUAUUGGGGUGGUACAUAAGGCAAUCACUAGAUACACUGAGAGCAUUAGUAAUUGAGGGAACAGCUAUGAAAUUCCCAGGGAGGUACAUUUUGAAUUGCAGAUGAAUCUGCACAAUACCAUAAAACGUGAUUCAAUAUUUUGUUGGUUACACUAGAUUUGUGUUUCAGGUUAAAAUAUUGUAGGAAGGGAAAAACUUACUACAAUGUGUUUUAGUCUUCGUAAUACUGCAAGACUUUAAAUACUAAGAAUUUAGAUUACUAAAUCUAUUUGAGAUCUGGGAGCAAACUGAAAAUGAGUACAGUAAGCUUGCAACUUGUGUGCAUUCAGAUUUACUUGUUUUGCAAUAGAAAAUAAAAAUUUGAAAGGGAUGGGCACCCAGGAAAAGAGACUUUGGCAAUCUCACCCACCGUUGCUCCCAAUAUGUGAUUGGCCUAGGCAGGAUCCAUGGGAUUUAAACUUGUAAGCUUUGUUCUUUGACAGAAUGCUUAACUUGGGG